Molecule: messenger RNA, 1824 nt
Organism: Cimex lectularius (bed bug)
Lineage: Eukaryota; Metazoa; Arthropoda; Insecta; Hemiptera; Cimicidae
Product: cytosol aminopeptidase-like
Exons: 7
Coding region: 148-1803 (551 amino acids)
Biological process (GO): proteolysis
Cellular component (GO): cytoplasm
Molecular function (GO): manganese ion binding; metalloaminopeptidase activity
Source: RefSeq, a predicted model, not a curated record
CAAUGUGUUUAUUUACCAUGUGGAUCUGUUUUUGGCUAUUUUCAAAUUAAAUUGUUUUAGUUAUUUUUCUUUGUUUACGGUCAAAAUUUUUUGUCUUAAAAUUUGUUUGUACUAAAAAUUGGUUUUUAACUUUUAAUUAUUUAUUGUAUGAAAUUGUGGCCAUUUUUCAAUUUUAUAUUUUUAGUUUAUAUUUAUAAUUUCAAAAUGAAUAUAUAUCAAAAGAUCAUUAAAAAAUAUUUUGUCCGUGAAUUCAGUGUAAGUUCUGUGCAAUCGGCCAGAUUCCGUCCAAACUGUAUGGACCAAGAUGAAAUGUCUGGUUUGCUAUUGGGCAUUCACCAUUUUCCUCAGAAAGAGGGAGUGGGGUUUAAAACAAAAACAUCCGAAGCAUAUGAUAAACUCCACGGUGGCAAAUUAGACGAGCUUGUGAGAAAGGCUGGACCCAUACCUCGCCUCGGAGAAACAAGGGUUUUUUAUGACUUAGACCCACAAUUUAAUGUUGUCGUUGUGGUAGGCUUAGGCGAAGAAUGUGUAGGGUACAACGAGCGUGAACAGAUGGAUGAGUGGAAAGAGUCAAUAAGAAUCGCUGCAGGUUCAGGUGUUAGAAAACUACAAGAGCUGCAUGCAAGAACUGUACAUAUCGAGAGCUUCGGCCACGCAGAAUCUAGCGCAGAAGGUGCUGCUAUGGGGAUGUGGGUUUAUCAAGAGCAUAAAAGUCCCGAACAACAAAUAUUCAUACCAAGACUGGAGCUUUUUGAUGACUGUGAUUACACAAGUUGGCAGAUAGGCCUUCAGAAAGCCGCCGCACAAAAUUUAUCUAGACAAUUAUCUGAAACAGCUUCCAACCUUCUUACGCCUAUAGGUUUUGCUCAAAUGGCAGUUGAUGUCUUAGCAAAAGCUAAUGUCAAUGUUGAAGUGAAAGUGCACAAUUGGUCGAAAGCAAUGCAUAUGGAAGGAUUUUUGUCAGCGGCUAAAGGCUCAUGUGAACCCCCGGUAUUUCUCGAAGCUAGUUACUACGGUUGCGACCACGAUACUGCCCCAAUUAUUCUUAUUGGGAAAGGUGUAACCUUCGACAGUGGUGGAUUAUGCUUGAAAAACAGACAGGAAAUGAAGUAUAGCCGGAGCAAUAUGUCAGGAGCAGGCACGGUUGUGGCAGUGUGCAGAGCUGCUUCAGCACUUCAGCUCCCGAUAAAUGUUAGAGCGUUAAUCCCCCUGUUUGAAAACAUGCCUGGCUCAUGCGCUUACAAACCGGGAGAUGUUAUCAGAUCGAGGAACGGAAAGACAAUAAUAGUGAACGAUACUGAUUUUGAUGGAAGGAUAUCUUUAACUGAUGCCAUCACUUAUUCAUCUACCUACAAUCCCAAGUUUAUCGUGGAUGUCGGUAUGCUUUGCCGAGAGACGGGUGAAAUUAUGGGCCAAGGGGCAACAGUCGUAUUCACCAACAAUGAUCUACUCUAUGAGCAAAUGAGGAUAGCCGGAGUUCACACUGGUGAUAGAAUCUGGCGACUGCCGCUUUGGGAAUAUUACCAUCUAAUGAUUUCUGACCAUGAAAUAGCAGAUACAGGCGACUUGUACAGAGCAUGUGGAGCUACAGGCUCUUGUGCAGCUUUUCUUCACGAGUUUGUCCCCUCGGUUGACUGGAUUCAUUUGGACACUUUCGGCGUCAAUAGGACCGAUGGGAAAACCUGGUCAUACCUCAGGAAAGGUAUGACUGGCAGGCCGACACGAACGAUAGUGGAGUUCCUUGCUUCUUUGGCUUGUCAGGAGGAUGAGAAUGAAAAAAUGAAGGCGGCAUCAUGUGCAUAAAAAUAUAAAAUUUUAAAACCA